AGGGGCAGGUUCUUCCGCCCCCCCGGCCGGGGCCCGGCAGUCUCCGGCAGGCGCAGGCGGUUCCGCCGCGCCGCCCGUCCCCGGGACGUCAGUGGCGGGGGGCGGGGUGUCUCCGGCGGUCGGUUCGAAGCGGGGCGGCAGCAGCGAGAUGGAAAGCGGGGCCGCGGCGGCGGGCGGCAGCGAGAUGGAGAGCAGGGCUGCGGCGGCCGUGCGGCCCGUGUGCCCGCAGGCGGCGGGCGGCGUGGAGCCGGGCCCGGGGGCAGGCCGGUUCCCGUUCCCCUACACGCCCUACCUCAUCCAGGAGCAGUUCAUGGCGGCGCUGUACGGCGCGCUGGAAGCAGGCUGUGUCGGGAUCUUCGAGAGCCCCACGGGCACGGGAAAGUCGCUGAGUCUUAUCUGCGGGGCCCUCUCCUGGCUCCGAGACUUUGAGGAGAAAAAGCAGCAGGAGGAGGCUCGACUUCUGGCACUCGAGCACGGCGGGCAGGAAGGGAAGAAACUGCCGACCUCGGUGGAGCCGGGACACCCAGCCAACAGAGACACCGCUGGAGAGCCGGACUGGGUCACAGCCUUUGUGCAGAGCAAAGAAGAGCGAGACAUGGUGGACAGGCUAAAGGAAGAGCAGAUGAGGAGGAAGAAGCGAGAAGAGCAUCUUGAGAAGAUUCGCCACAACGUGCAGUUAAAAUACACAGCAAAGAGGAAGAGAGCUGAGGAGGAUGAGACGACGAGGCUUCUGCAGCUCAGCAAGGAGCUUCUUUCAGAGGGAGAUGGAGCAGAUGUUCUAGAGAAGCUGGAUCACAAUGAUGAGGAGCUCAUUCUUGCUGAAUAUGAGAGUGACGAAGAAAAGAAAGUGGUAUCUGGGCUUGCAGAAGAUGAUGAUGAUUUGGAAGAGGAGCAUGUGACUAAGAUCUACUACUGCAGCCGCACUCACUCCCAGCUGUCGCAGUUUGUGCAUGAGGUGCAGAAGAGUCCCUUUGGCAAAGGCACCCGGCUGGUCUCCUUGGCAUCCAGGCAGAACCUGUGUGUGAAUGAGGAGGUUCGACGCCUGGGGGCUCUUCAGAUCAUCAAUGACCGCUGCAUGGAGAUGCAAAAGAACAAACACGAAAAGAAGAGUGAGGAGGAGAAGGCAGGGCAGAGGAGACGUGCGAGCCGCCCCAGCGCCUCCUGCCCCUUCUAUUCCUAUGAGCAGAUGCAGUUUCUGCGCGAUGAAGUUCUCGUGGAGGUGAAGGACAUUGAGCAGUUGGUGGCUCUGGGGAGGGAGGCCAAAGCCUGCCCAUACUAUGGGAGUCGCUACGCCAUUCCUGCUGCUCAGCUGGUGGUGCUGCCCUAUCAGAUGCUCUUGCAUGAGCCUACCAGGAGUGCUGCUGGGAUCAAGCUGAAGGACCAAGUUGUAAUCAUUGACGAAGCCCACAACCUCAUAGACACCAUCACCUGUAUCCAUAGUGCAGAAGUCAGUGGCUCUCAGCUGUGCUGUGCCCACUCCCAGCUGCUGCAGUACAUGGAGCGAUACAGGAAACGUUUGAAGGCAAAGAACUUGAUGUACAUUAAGCAGAUCCUGUAUGUGCUGGAACGGUUUGUGGCUGUGCUGGGAGGUAACGUGAACCAAAAUCCAAGCUGUCAGGUGGUUCCCCAAACAGGGACAGUGCUAAAGUCCAUCAAUGACUUUCUAUUUCAGAGCCAGAUUGACAACAUCAACCUCUUCAAGGUUCAGCGUUACUGCCAGAAGAGCCUCAUCAGCAGAAAGCUUUUUGGGUUCGUGGAGCGCUAUGCAGGCCCUGCCACAGCUGUGAAGACCAACAAGGAGAACCAAAAGUUGGCUGGUUUGCAGAGCUUUCUUCUGACCCUCCAGCAGGGGUCUGGUAAAGAAGCAGGUGUUCCCCAGAGCCAUCCUCCUGCGGAGGCUGAGAAUGAGCAGCUCCGAGCUGCCUCUCCACUGAUGCAGAUCGAAGGAUUUCUCUCAGCCCUGACAAAUGCAAACCAGGAUGGCAGAGUCAUUCUCAACAGGCAAGGCACAGUUGCCCAGAGCAGCCUCAAAUUCCUCUUGCUGAAUCCAGCUGUCCAUUUUGCCAAGGUGGUGGAAGAAUGCCGUGCUGUGGUCAUUGCUGGGGGCACCAUGCAGCCGGUGGCUGAUUUCCGAGAGCAGCUGCUGUCCUGUGCUGGCGUGGACCCUGCCCGUGUUGUGGAGUUCUCUUGUGGACAUGUGAUUCCUCCAGAAAACAUUCUACCCAUCGUCCUCUGCAAUGGGCCUUCCAACCAGCAGCUCGAGUUCACCUACCAGACCAGAGACCGUCCCCAGAUGAUGGAUGAGACAGGUCGAAUCCUUUGCAACCUGUGCAACGUUGUCCCAGGGGGUGUGGUGUGCUUCUUCCCCUCCUAUGACUAUGAGAAGCAAGUGCAUGCACACUGGGAGAAGACAGGGCUGCUCGCCCGCCUGGCAGCCAAGAAGAAGGUCUUUCAGGAGCCUAAGAAAGCCAGCCAGGUGGAGCAGGUGCUGGUGGAAUAUGCCAAGUGCAUAAAGCGCUGCAGCCAGGCAGGAGGACAGAUGACAGGGGCCCUGCUGCUUUCCGUGGUUGGAGGCAAAAUGAGCGAAGGGAUCAACUUCUCCGAUGAGCUGGGCAGGUGUGUGAUUAUGGUGGGAAUGCCUUACCCCAACAUUAAAUCUCCAGAGCUCCAGGAAAAAAUGGCUUGGCUUGACAAAACAAUGCCCAGAGCCACUGGCCAGGCACCUAGCAGAGUGCUGAUUGAGAACCUGUGCAUGAAGGCAGUGAACCAGUCAAUAGGCAGAGCCAUUCGCCAUCAGAAGGACUUCGCAAGCAUCCUGCUGCUGGACCACAGGUACGGAAGCGCUGCCGUCCUCAGCAAACUGCCAGGCUGGAUCAGGGAGAGGACCCAGGUGAAAGCCACCUUUGGAUCAGCGUUUGCAGAGCUCAGAAAGUUCCAUCGAGGGAGGUGAUGUGAAGCAAGGAGCAGGCUGUAGGUUGGGGUCAGCUCUGUGAGCUCUGAAGAACACCUGAAGAUGCCCAAGUUCCUGCUUUUUGGUACUAAGGGACGUGUGAGCCUUUGCCUUUUGCCUCCUUUGUGGAUGUUUGCUGCUCAGUACCUGCGUGCCGUGAUGGUGAGACAGCCUCCGGUACCAUAACUAGGAGGGACACUGGUUGUAAGUCUGAGGUAAGGGUGGCAGGCACCUACUUGUUAACAACUGUUAAGGGUUUAUUUAAAUUGAUUACAUAUUUUCAACCCAAGCACUGAAGUGUGAGGAGCAGAAUUACUUGGACUGCACACAGCUGCCUUCUCCUGUCAAGCACCACCUGUACAAAGCAAACACCAGAGCUUGUCACAGGAAUUGUGAACUGUCUUAGCUUGUGUCACCUUGGAAUGGCACAGACAGGCAAAGGGGCAGCUGUGGCUAACAUUUCUCAUCCCAUUCUUUCUGCCUUGCUUCAGGCAGCCAAUGGAUUCAAGGAGUGGUUCAUUAUUUCAAGGGCAAUAAAGGGUACAACCAUA
Messenger RNA from Pogoniulus pusillus (Red-fronted tinkerbird), 3501 nucleotides. It is a transcript of the gene DDX11, whose product is annotated as DEAD/H-box helicase 11. Gene Ontology annotation, molecular function: ATP binding; DNA binding; DNA helicase activity. The transcript has 26 exons. Gene Ontology annotation, cellular component: nucleus. Gene Ontology annotation, biological process: nucleobase-containing compound metabolic process; establishment of sister chromatid cohesion. The coding region runs from base 149 to 2950 and encodes 933 amino acids. The record is from RefSeq and is a predicted model, not a curated record. Lineage: Eukaryota; Metazoa; Chordata; Aves; Piciformes; Lybiidae.